GGGCGGCGGUCGCCCGGCAACGGGGCGGCGAUGGAGGCGCAGUCGCUGCCCGCGGCCCUGGCGCUGGUGGCGGGCGGCGGCGCGGGGCUCAGCCCGGAGAAGCGGGCGGCGCUGGGGGUAUCGCUGACGCUGCUGCAGCACAACUACCGCUUCGAGCGGGUCUGGUUCUGGGGCUGCAUCCAGGGCGUGCGCGGCUCCUACUACAUCGCCGAGGGGCUGCGCCCCGACCGCGCCGCGCCCCGCAUCCGCCUCUACAGCUUGAACUGCUUGGAUUGGAGCCUCCUGACACCGGCGACCAAGGAGAUGGUUGCGCAGGCCGAGCAGCUGAAGGGCCGCUUUCAGGGUGAUCCUUCUUUUGAGUACAACUUCGCUGAGAUAAACCCACAAGCUGCUGAGACAUUGUUUGAAGGUGGUAAGGAGCCCGUGAUCAAGGAGGAGGCCCGCCUCAUAGCUACGAUAGAACAGAUAGACAGAGCAGUUGGUAUCGUCCCCCGGGGGGCAUUCGUGAAGACUCCUCUUGGGUCUGUGCAUGAAAACAGACACUUUGAAGGUCUGUCUUUGGUGGAGGCAAAAAAGUUAAGUUCCUAUUUCCAUUUCACUGAGCCUGUUAACCUGAAGAAUAAAACCCUGCUGGAAAAGGCUAACCUGGACCCAUCCACUGACUUUCUGGAUUCUCUGGAGCAUGAUAUCCCACAAGGCUCCUGGAGUGUCCAGCUAGAGAAGGGAGGUGCUGUGGUGGUGCUGCGGAGCCUGCUGUGGCUGGGACUGACGUUCUACCAUGUCCCAAUGACCAAGCAAUACGGCUACAUCUACUUUGGCACUGGUGAGAAGAACGUGGAUCUGCCCUUCAUGCUGUGACUCUCCUGUCUGCCACAAGGACUCAAGAACUAAAGAACAUUUUGAUUUUAUUGUUAGAUUUUUGUUUACUGCUUGUUCUAAUAAAUGUGUGAAACCUCUGCA
Molecule: messenger RNA, 960 nt
Organism: Pipra filicauda (Wire-tailed manakin)
Lineage: Eukaryota; Metazoa; Chordata; Aves; Passeriformes; Pipridae
Gene: RSPH9
Product: radial spoke head component 9
Exons: 5
Coding region: 31-858 (275 amino acids)
Biological process (GO): axoneme assembly; cilium movement involved in cell motility; motile cilium assembly
Cellular component (GO): radial spoke; axoneme
Source: RefSeq, a predicted model, not a curated record